Aspergillus melleus is the source of this 222-nucleotide messenger RNA. RefSeq lists its product as uncharacterized. The transcript has a single exon. Lineage: Eukaryota; Fungi; Ascomycota; Eurotiomycetes; Eurotiales; Aspergillaceae. The record is from RefSeq and is a predicted model, not a curated record. The coding region runs from base 1 to 222 and encodes 73 amino acids.
AUGGCCCUUCCAUUCAGCCAAGUCCCCUCCGGAGCAAAGAUCCCUCCCUCGCCUUUCAGAAUCCACGUUCCAGACGAGGAUCUCGAAGAGCUGCAGCUUCUGGUCAGACUCUCCAAGAUUGCCCCUCCAACGUUCGAAAGUCAGCAGCAGGACCGGAAGUACGGUGUCACGACCGAAUGGCUGACCAGGGCUCGAGAGGCAUGGAAGACCUUUGACUGGUAG